This is a messenger RNA of Entamoeba histolytica HM-1:IMSS, 375 nucleotides long. RefSeq lists its product as uncharacterized. The coding region runs from base 1 to 375 and encodes 124 amino acids. The record is from RefSeq and is a predicted model, not a curated record. NCBI's taxonomy places the organism in Eukaryota, Evosea, Mastigamoebida, Endamoebidae. The transcript is spliced from 2 exons.
AUGCAAAACGAUAAGUCAACACCUACUGUUAAUCAUCUUUCUAAUGAAGACAAACAAAAAAGAGAAAGUGCUCCAAAAAAACGUUUAACAGCAAAAGAGAAAAGAGCAAAUAAGAUAUUAAAAAUGAUGGAAGGAGCAAAAGAGAUUAAUGCUCUUGAUUUAGUUAAAAAGUCUGAAGAGGAGUUGUUGAAACAAAAACCAGAGUUUAUAAGUAAUUUACAAACAAAAUUCUAUGAACCAAAUGGAAUAUCUAAAUCAAAGAAUCAAUUAAGUGCAUUAGCAUUUAAUCUUCAAGAAAAUGAAAAACGAAUUGAAGAGCAAAAAAUAACAUAUUCAUUAAAAAAGAAAAGUGGAAGAGAAAAGUAUGGAUGGUAA